Messenger RNA from Rotaria sordida, 2649 nucleotides. The record is from the annotation of a GenBank genome assembly. NCBI's taxonomy places the organism in Eukaryota, Metazoa, Rotifera, Eurotatoria, Philodinida, Philodinidae.
AUGGUUGAAAAAGAAACACAAUCUUUAAUUGAUCUUUAUAUACAUCAUCCAAUAACAUAUCUUUCAUUAUCGGAUUUAUAUACAUAUGAAAUUAUUAUAUUACUUAUCUAUGGUAUCAUAAUAAUAUUUUCUUUUUUUACAAAUUUUAUUGCAAUAAUUAUAUUUACAUUUGGUCGUCAUUCACGUUCUGAAUUAUCACCAUUUUUGUUUAAUUUAUCUGUAUUUAAUAUAAUAAUGACUGUUUAUUGUAUACCAUUUACAAUAACUUCACUUAUAUUUCAACGUUGGUUAUAUGCACGUGAAUUAUGCAUUGUACUUGAUGGUUUUAAAACAUUUUCUGUAUCAGGUGUAUUAUUAACAUUAAUAGGAAUAGCCGUUGAUCGUUAUUGUGCUGUUAAAUAUCCAUUAGCAAUUAAAAUCUAUUCCGUACAUAAAAGAAAUUUAACAGCAUUAUUAAUUAUAUGGAUAUUAAGUAUUACUUUAGCUCUAUUAUGGUUACCAGCAAGAUCAUUACCAAUGCAACAAAAACGUUUAUGGGUAAAUUCUCGUUCAUUAUUAAAAAUUUAUAUUGAUUCAAUUGAUAAUGAAACAGAUACAUCAAAAUCAGAUUAUUUAUUAAAAGAUCUACAUUAUCGACUUGUUGAUACAAUUCAAUGUGUACCAAAUAAAAAUAAACGACCAGUUGAAGUUCAACGAUCUAUAUUAAACUUUUUGCAAACAUAUUUUAUUCCUUUAUUUAUUCUUGCUUUUGUUUAUUUACGUAUAGCAGCUACGUUAUGGAGACGUUCUAAUCAUAGAAAUAAUGAUCUUAAUGGUACAAUAGCAAUAACAAAUAAUUUAUUUACUCAUGAAAGUAUACAAUUCAAAAAGAAAUUAAAACAAGGUAUAAAAACAUUACUUACUGUUGUUAUUUUAUAUGCUAUACUUUGGUUACCUAUGAAUGUAUUUCAAUUAUGUCUUAAUUUACUUUGUUAUCAAAGAGUGCAAUAUCAAAAUUUUUGUAGUCAUGGAACAUUACUUCAACUUCUUUAUAUAGCAUGUCAUUUUUUAACUGUAUCAAAUACAGCUAUCAAUCCUAUUAUUUAUGGUUUUGCUAAUAUUCGUUUUCGAAGUGAUAUUCGACAAAUAAGACAUUGUAUUUUUCAUUGUCAAGGACGAACAUCAUUUUAUUAUCGUACAAGAUUUGCACAAACACCUUCACAGGAACUUCAAAUUAGACGUCGAAGUUCUAAAAUGAAUCAAAAUUUAUCAGUUAAAAAAAAAAAUAAUAAUAAUAAUACGAUUUGUCAUACAAACUCAAAUCAACAUGCAAUGACAGAUGAUAUAGAAAAUAUAACUAUUCCACAAUCAAUGUCAAAAUUUACACAAUUUUGUCAAAAUAAAAUACCAUGGAAAAAUAUUCGAUAUUAUUGUUGUCAACCAAGAAAAGAUGUUCGUAUUUUUUGGUUUACUUAUAUUUUUAUAUUAAUUAUUUUAUUUAUAACAUUAAUGGUUGCAUUUUUAUUAAAAACAUCAGUAACUAUUAAUUAUUUGAGAUGGUAUAAUGAUAGUUGUACUAUUGAUUCAAUUACAACAUCUCCAAUUAUUGAAUGUGAUCGUUCAUUACGUCUUUAUUGUAGUAAAAUAACAGAACGAUGUGCUUGUUUGGAUAAUAUGUAUUGGAAUAGUUCAUUUUGUGAUUGUUCACAAGGAAUGUAUUAUAACGGUAUUUAUUGUCAAGAACGUCUUACAUAUGGUCAAUCAUGUAAUCCUCAAUCUGAUUUUUGUAUGGAAUAUUUAACAUGUUCAGCAAGUACAAAUACUUGUGAUUGUUCAUCAAAUGCAUAUUACAAUCAAACAACAUGUAAUACAAGACUAUCAUUUAAUGCAACUCAAUCAUGUACAUUAGCAAGUCAAUGUAUUAGUGGUCUUAUAUGCAGUUCUAAUAUAUGUACAUGUCCAACAUCACAAUCAUGGAAUGGUUAUGGUUGUUCAAAUUUAUCUACACAUGGUGAAUAUUGUUUAACAAAUCUUCAAUGUGAUAAUUCAGUUUAUUUAAUAUGUAAUAAUACAUAUUCAAGAUGUACAUGUAAUAUAAAUUUUUAUUGGGAUGGUGAAAUUUGUCGUUUACGUCUUAAUAAUGGUUCAUUAUGUAAUAAUACUCAACAAUGUUAUUCAAAUUUAAUAUGUAUUAAUAAUUAUUGUCAAUGUCCAUUAAUUUAUACUCAAUAUUGGUCAAGUCAAACAUUAACAUGUGAAUUAUGUUAUGGUAAAGAUCUUUUUCUUUUUGAUGGUAUUUGUUAUCAUAUUCCAGUACCAACAAAUUCAACAUUAUCAACAUAUUCAAUAUUAUCAUCAAAUUAUAUAUUAUCAACAAUUCAAUAUGAUUAUCAAUUAACUUAUAUAUUUAAUCAACAUAUACGUGUUUAUAAUUGGACACCUAUUUUUUUAUCAAUAAAAAAUCCAAUAAGAAAUUAUUUUCAAUGGACACCUGAUAAUACUUUAAUAAAACCAACAUAUUUAUGUAAUGAAACAAUUCAAUCAAAUUAUACUGGUUAUGUUGUUUCAUUUAAACUUGAAAUAAAUACUCCAUGUCUUCGUGCUUGGCCAAAUACAACGAUUGGACAAUUAGUUAAUCAACUUAAUACAUAUGUUUAUCAUACUGAAUAG